GGGACAGGGGAAACCACUCACAAAUCAACUUUCCAAGUACUGCUCUAAUUUUCCAAUUUUUAAAAGUUUUUGGGGACUGAUCGAUUCCAGAGAAGAGAAUAAAAAAAAUUUCCUUCCAGAAGACAAUAAAAAAAUAUUUUUCCUUCUUGUGACCCUCUCUCUCUUUCUCCCCACACAGAAAUGGCUUUUUUCCAGUUUGUGUCCUAUAGUUUCAGAUUGGGAUUUUUUGGGUUGGGCUUGGACUGCUUGGUCUUGAGUUCCUAAUCCAAACCAAAUUUACCAACAUUUAGUGUUCCAAAACCCAAACCUCCCCCUUCAAGCCAACCCAAAUUUCAAAAAUUGGUCCAAUUUCCCAAUCAGUCCAGAUUUAAUUUUUCAGACCAAAUUCAAAUUUCUAGGCCAUUUUCGAUUUUAUGGGUACAUUCAACUUUCCUAGGACUAUUGGAGGCAUAAAUUGGGCACAAGCCAAAAAAUAAUGACCCCCCAAUAUUAUUAUUAUAUUUCCCAACAUAUUUGGCUUUUAUUUUGUUUUUUUUCUCUCCCUGCAACACAAAAACAAAAAAAUUCACUUGGGACCUAAUUUAAAAAAAUUUCAUUCCUCAUUUUAAAAUGCAUUCUCUCUUUAUUUCUUCUGCUUAAAAAAUGUGUUGUGUUUUUAUUAUUAUUUACUUAUUUUGUUUUUAAAUAAAUUGACGCUUGGAAAAUUAUUUUUUUAGUUUUUGAACGUUUUGAGCGUUAAAAUAAUAUUUUUUUGUUAAGGUGACAUUUGGUCCCAAAUUGGGCCAAAUUUGAUUUUUCAACCCAAAUUCAAGUUUCUAGGCCAUUUUCGAUUUCCUGGGCACAUUUGAAUCUCCUAGGACGGUUUCAUUUUUUUCAGGCCAAAUUCAAUUUUUUAGGCAAAUUUCAAAUCUUCUAAAAUUUUUUAAUUCCUUGAAAAUGGUGAAUGACAACUCAAACAAAAACUUUGGCCGUUCUUGGACGUCUUGUCUACCCGAAGGAGUUGGGCAUAUUAAUGAUAUUUCGAAUGAAGCUGUUUGGACGUUAUCGAGUGCUAAAGAAGGAAUGGGAAUACAUCAAUUAUUGGAUGACAGAGAAGACACUUUUUGGCAAAGUGAUGGAUUACAGCCCCACACAAUCACAAUAGAAUUCCAGCGCCGUACACCUAUCGAUUUUUUGGUUGUUUAUUUGGAUUAUAAACUUGAUGAGUCAUACACGCCGUCAAAAAUACAAAUUCAAACAGGAUCUUCUGUUCUAGACUUGGAGGAUCCAAAAACCGUUACUUUUUCUGAACCAACAGGAUGGCAAUUAAUUGAUUUAAGAAAGGAAAAAACUUCCAAAAAACAACAAUCAUCACAACAAGCAUUUGCUAUAGUUAUUCAAAUUGUUCAAAAUCAUCAAAAUGGAAGGGAUACACAUAUACGUGGUCUUCGAGUUCUUGGCCCUGGAAGUGCUCACAAAAACAUGUUGAUUAGAGCUCUAGCAAGAAACGAAGCUUUGGCACAACAUUUUUCUGAUUUGUAUUUUAAAAAGACAAUUUUUUCAAAUGGCACAAUUAGAUGA
Meloidogyne enterolobii is the source of this 1560-nucleotide messenger RNA. The record is from the annotation of a GenBank genome assembly. Lineage: Eukaryota; Metazoa; Nematoda; Chromadorea; Rhabditida; Meloidogynidae.